GUCUCCAGCCUUAUCUGGUUAGGCCUGAGUUGAAAGCAAGCUGGUGACAUGCUGACAUGGUUCCCGGGUUACUCAGUAACCUUGCCCUCUUUAAAAACCCCACCGUUUCCCCCUGGCAUCCAGAACCGACCGCUUCUCCCUCCUGGGCACUGCUGCCAUGAAUACCUUCCUGCUCUCUGCACUGUGCCUCCUGGGGACCUGGGCAGUCCUGGCAGGGGGAGUCACCGUACAGGAUGGAGAGUUCUCUUUUUCUCUGGAGUCAGUGAAGAAGCUCAAAGACCUUCGGGAGCUCCAGGAGCCCAGCAUUCAGAACCGUAGGAAGAGUGGUGGGCCCGUGGUUCCCAUAGCCUGCAGCCACCAGAAGUUUCCCGAAGAACUCAAGCCUCUCUGCAAGGAGCCCAAUGCCCAGGAGAUCCUCCGGAGGUUGGAGGCCAUCGCCGAGGACCCGGACUCGUGCGAGAUCUGUGCCUUCGCUGCCUGUGCUGGAUGCUAGGACGGUCGGCUCGCUGCCUCCUGCCCCGGCCGAUGCUCCCACUGCCCGCAGCUCAGCCUACCCUGCCCCCAGGGGAGGCGUGAAGAGGGCGUGGCCUGGGGCGACCUGCGCAAGCACGGCCCCUGCCCCCCAAGAUCCCCUCGGACCCUCAGCUAAUAAACCAGAUCCCAGAGUA
Messenger RNA from Herpailurus yagouaroundi (jaguarundi), 668 nucleotides. It is a transcript of the gene GUCA2A, whose product is annotated as guanylate cyclase activator 2A. Gene Ontology annotation, cellular component: extracellular region. The transcript has 3 exons. The record is from RefSeq and is a predicted model, not a curated record. Gene Ontology annotation, molecular function: guanylate cyclase activator activity. Bases 158 to 493 code for a protein of 111 amino acids. NCBI's taxonomy places the organism in Eukaryota, Metazoa, Chordata, Mammalia, Carnivora, Felidae.